GUUUGGAAGCCGCGUGGAGACUGGAGGGGAAGGUCCCGUCGUCUCCACCUUCCCCACUGGCACCGCCCCCCAGCCGAGCCGCCACAGCCCACAGGGCAGGCAGCCCGUGCCCGGCGUCGUUUUCCCGGACCCCGCGUGCGUGCUAACAUUCGCACGUCAAGUCCGUAUUUAUACCGGCCGCCUACCUCCCGGUGUUGCUCCAGUUCGUGGAGUGGAGUCACCACAGAAUCAAAGAAAAGCUUUCCCCCGAUCCUCUCGCGGACACCAGCGAUGGGUUCCCGCUACGAGGUGGAGGUCACCGUCGGCUCCGCCCGGGACCUCAAGAACGUCAACUGGCGCAACGGCGACCUCAAGCCCUACGCCGUGGUGUGGAUCGACUCCGGCAGCAAGUGCUCGACCCGCGUCGACCUCGACAACGGCGAGAGCCCGGCGUGGGACGAGAAGCUGCUCGUCCCGCUCCCGCCCACCUCCCGCCUCGACGACGCCGUCCUCUACGUCGACGUCGUCCACGCCAACGCCGCCCAGGGCGUCAAGCCGCUCGUCGGCUCCGCGCGCCUCCCGCUCCGCGACGUCCUCGACGACGCCGGGGUCGGGGGCAAGGCCUCGCGCAGCCUCCGCCUCAAGCGCCCCUCGGGCCGCCCCCACGGCCGCCUCGACGUCCGCGUCGCCGUCAAGGAGCCGUCCAGGUACUACGACCCCAACCCCUACCCGGCCCCCGCGGCCUACGCCAACACGGGCGGCGGCACCCGUGACCCCUACGGCUCGUCCGCUGCUGCUGCCGGCGGCUACUACGGCUCCGGAGGCGGAUACGGUUCCGGUGGUGGCGCCUACGGUGGCGGCGCCUACGGCGCCGCGCAGCCCUACACCGCAGCGCCCCCGGCGGGGUACCCUUCCACCUACGGCGCCGCGCCGCCGCCUCAGCCAGCGGCAGCGUACGGCGCUCCUCCUGCCGCUGCAUACGGCGCUCCUCCUGUCGCCGCCACCGCCGCGUACGGAACCGGCGCCGUUGCUUCCGACGGGAAGAAGAAGAACAAGAUGGGGAUGGGGACGGGGCUGGCAGUGGGCGCGGCGGCGGGCGUGCUCGGAGGGCUGGCGCUGGCCGGCGGGGCGAGCUACCUGGAGGACAAGUUCGAGGAGCGCGUGUCGGAGCGGGUGGAGGACAACCUGGAGAGGGAGGAGUCGUACGGCGGCGGCGGCGGCGGCUACGGGGGUGGCUACGACGACUAUGGCGGCAACGACGACUAUGGCGGCGACGACGACUACUGAUGGGUCCUGAUCCUCCGAUCGUUUGCCCGGCUGCUACGCUUGCCAUCCACCUCCACCUUCGUCUCGCUGUCCUAGAUGUUUGCUGUAUGAAUCGCAUAGUAGAUCAUGUUCUCUAUUCCUGCCUUCAGUUUCUUUUCUCAGUUGUGGUUUAUCGCGGCGGGGUUGAUGUUGAGAUUUGAGAUCCUCACCUGAGGAAUGGAAAAAUGCUCACCUGAGGAAUGG
Zea mays is the source of this 1488-nucleotide messenger RNA. Its product is annotated as Calcium-dependent lipid-binding (CaLB domain) family protein. Lineage: Eukaryota; Viridiplantae; Streptophyta; Magnoliopsida; Poales; Poaceae. The record is from RefSeq and is marked predicted. Gene Ontology annotation, biological process: defense response. The transcript has a single exon. Bases 271 to 1266 code for a protein of 331 amino acids.